Molecule: messenger RNA, 2458 nt
Organism: Macrosteles quadrilineatus (aster leafhopper)
Lineage: Eukaryota; Metazoa; Arthropoda; Insecta; Hemiptera; Cicadellidae
Product: copine-8-like
Exons: 16
Coding region: 346-2436 (696 amino acids)
Biological process (GO): cellular response to calcium ion
Cellular component (GO): plasma membrane
Molecular function (GO): calcium-dependent phospholipid binding
Source: RefSeq, a predicted model, not a curated record
UGUUGUUAACUUGUCAGGCUAUGUUACAUCGAUUGCUUAUCUGUGGUAAUCAAAAUACAAACAACACAACUACAGUAUUACAGUCAACAGCAUCGUUAUCGUGUUCUAGCUCAUGGUGCUGACUCAUAUUUACUUUUGACUCACUCUUCGUUGUAUAUAUAAAAACUGUAAUUCCUCUUAAAUUGUUAUGCAAAGUUUAAAAGUUGUUGCAUAAGUUAGGUCUAGGCUAUGGUCUAUGUUAUCUGCUUGGACAUUUAGGUUCUUUUGAUAGCCUAGCUAUAGACCAUGCCUUGGCUGACAAGAACAGUUUUGCUAUAGGCCUAAACAUUUUUAAACGUCUUAAUCAUGGUAUCAGUCUUCAAACCAGGUUCUGCUGCUGAGCCUACACUACUAGUUGAUCUAACAAUUUCAUGCAGGAACCUUCCAGACUGUGAUGUUUUCUCAAAAUCAGAUCCAAUGUGUGUGAUCUAUCUUAAAACUCAAGAGAAAGAAAAAUGGCAUGAAAUUUGUAGAACAGAGGCUAUUAAAAACAACUUGAAUCCAGAUUUCACAACUAAGGUUAGACUUGAGUACAGAUUCGAAAUCCAACAAAAUCUAAGAUUUGAAGUGUACGACAUUGAUUCAACAUCACUUUCCCUUGUAGAUCAUGAUUUUCUGGGAUACUGUGAGUCAACACUGGGCCAUUUGGUGUCCAACGUCAAUGCAAAAUUGCCUCUGAAGAAUCAAUACAACAAGGGUUUGGUUUUGGUUACGUCUGAAGAAUGUGGCAUCAAUAAAGAUGAAGUUACCUUGAAGUUUCAUGGAAGAAAUCUAGACAGGAAGGAUUGGUUUGGCAGCUCAGAUCCAUUCUUAGAGUUUUGGAAAGUCUUUGAAAAUGGAGAAUAUAAAAUAGUUCAUCGCUCCGAGGUGGUUAAGUGGAAUUUGAACCCCCAUUGGAAAACAUUCACGUUGCCAGUUUAUACAUUGUGUGGCAAUGACAAUGACCGAGACAUACUUGUGAAGUGUUAUGAUUGGAACAGAAGUGGAAAUCACAGCUUCAUCGGCGAGUGUCAUGUGACGAUGGCAAUGUUGAGCAAAGGUCCAGGUCCAGCCACUGUCUUCCAUCUCAUCAACUCUCACAAAAAGCACAAACCACACUACAGACACUCGGGGGAGUUGGUGUUGACACAAUUCAGUGUGAGAACUGUCUACUCCUUCCUGGACUACAUAAUGAGCGGGACACAAAUUAACUGCUCUGUCGCUAUAGACUUCACAGCUUCCAACGGAGACCCUGCGAUCCCAAACUCCUUACAUUUCAUCAGCAACAGGCCUAACUCUUAUGAGUUGGCUCUUAGUGCAGUUGUUGAAAUAAUACAGGACUACCACUCCACCAAGCAAUUUCCAGUCUUAGGUUUUGGUGCAAGACUUCCACCUGAUGGUAGAACUUCACAUGAGUUCUAUGUAAAUUUGCAUCCUACAGAUCCUUACUGCCAAGGAGUUCAAGGUGUACUGGAGGCGUACCAGAAGUGUAUUCGUCAAGUACAGUUGUAUGGACCUACCAACUUCAGCCCUGUCAUCAACCAUGUGGCUAGGUUUGCUGCCACGUACACAGAUGGGUCUCAGUACUUUAUCUUGCUCAUCGUAACUGAUGGAGUCAUCACAGAUAUGGAGCAUACCAAGGCUGCUAUAGUGGCUGCGUCGUAUCUACCGAUGAGCAUCAUCAUUGUGGGAGUGGGGGAGGCAGACUUCUCCGCCAUGGAGGAGCUAGACGCAGACAGCGUGCCACUAAUGCUCGCAGCCUCUCUGGUCUUGGUCAUAACAUGGACCACUUCCCAGGUGUAUGCAGGGUGUGAAACAACCACACCCAUAGACACCCUGAACAUCAAACAACUGGAAGGCAAGUGGUACCGUCUGCUCAGUUUUGGGACUUUCACAAUGCACAGGCUGAGCCGCUGUCAUGAGACCAAGAUCACAGCCAACAGUGAUGGCAAGGGAUUCACCAUGGACAAUGAUCGUAUAGCUAGGCUGAUAAACACUCACUAUACGUCCACCUGGAGUGUGAAGACCAAGAGUGACAAACCUAGUGGAGACCUCACCUUCAAGUCCUCAAUGCCAAUUAUCGGAUCCUUUGUGACAAUGCCCCUAAAAGUUCUGGGUACGGACUACAAAAACUAUUUAAUACUGCACGUCUGCCGAGAGUUUGCAUACUUCUUUAGAUACAGUGCCGGUUAUGUUCUUACAAGAAAGAGGAAUUAUGAAGCAAAAGAGCUUGAAAGCAUUUAUUCCUCUAUUGAUGAAAUUCUGAAGAAAAAUGGCCUUAAUCGUAGUCAAUUCACGUUGACAAAUCAAACUGACUGUGAAGCAAAAUCAUUGACUGAUUUAAGUCUAACACAGACCAGCAGCGCUGCAGAGGGGACAAAAAUAUCGGACACUUCAGGAACUGUCGUUAAUUUUUAAUAAAUUAUGUUUGAAAAAUGAA